UAUCGAUUGAUUUCGAUUUCACUUUACUUCCUUUAAUGACGAAACAAUAGAAGAUGUUCUUAUGCGUAUAUAUAGCCACCAACCAAAGUAAAUUUAUCAGUAGAUCACUUAUCUAAAGACGAUAAACAACAAAAUUUACAAUGAAUUACAUAAACAUCCUUACAACUUGUCUAUUACUCCAAGUAUCAUUUAUAACGGGAUCGCAAUUCCUGCCAUCGGUCGAAGCACCUGUUGCAUUUCGACAAUUCCUUCCACCAAGCGUCUUCCCAUAUGCAAGUAGCGUCGCUACAGGAAUUUUACCAGCACCUGGAGUGUUAGCUCCAACUCUAUAUUCGGCACCACUUGUUCCAAAUGUAGCACCUGCCGUUGCUCGUGCUGUAGUUCCUCCUCCAUUUGGAUUUACAGGCCCACUUCUUCCGGCUCCUGCUGGACUGCAAGCUAGGUCAAUUCAUGCGGUGGCUCCUGCUGCAUUUCCUGCAGCAGCACCGGCUGCUUAUCCAGGAGUUGCACCCGCUGUCGCACCAGUUGCGUUUGCCAGGUGAUAAAGCGAUGCUUUAUAGGUACUAAAAAUAUUGUACGUAAUUUUAUAUGAAACCUACUUUUCCACAAUAAAAAUAUACUUACCUAAUAUAAAA
Molecule: messenger RNA, 635 nt
Organism: Tribolium madens (black flour beetle)
Lineage: Eukaryota; Metazoa; Arthropoda; Insecta; Coleoptera; Tenebrionidae
Product: cyclin-dependent kinase inhibitor 1C-like
Exons: 2
Coding region: 141-542 (133 amino acids)
Source: RefSeq, a predicted model, not a curated record